This is a messenger RNA of Helobdella robusta, 363 nucleotides long. RefSeq lists its product as hypothetical. Bases 1 to 363 code for a protein of 120 amino acids. Lineage: Eukaryota; Metazoa; Annelida; Clitellata; Rhynchobdellida; Glossiphoniidae. The transcript has 3 exons. The record is from RefSeq and is a predicted model, not a curated record.
AUGCUGUUGCAAAAUGAUCCACCACAGUUUGCUUCGUCAGAUCCAGUGCAUAAGCUGGUGCAACAACCUUCACUCAGUCCAUAUGCUCCGAACGAGUUCGAACAAAAACAUUUUUUACAAGACGAUAGUUCAAUGAAAAACAAACUAAAUUUCCAAAACUUUGGUGACAAUUUCAUAACGUUGAAAAAUAAAAACAGACCUGUAUUGAAAAGACAGAGUAAUGGAGCUGGUAACACAAUUUCCAACAAUUCUCAAGUGUUAUCGCGGGAAGUUGAACACUUUGAAAGACAUUUCAUCACAGAGUCGUAUCUGAAGACAAAUUCAAAAUCAGAGACAUCUUUGACACAAGUUCUCAAGCCAUAA